This is a messenger RNA of Oryzias latipes (Japanese medaka), 1793 nucleotides long. RefSeq lists its product as uncharacterized. The record is from RefSeq and is a predicted model, not a curated record. Gene Ontology annotation, biological process: response to bacterium. Lineage: Eukaryota; Metazoa; Chordata; Actinopteri; Beloniformes; Adrianichthyidae.
GUCAAGCUUUUUUAAUUUAAAAAGUAUGUUUACAUCAGAAACACAAUUUAGAAUGUACAAGUAAGUUUCAGUUUCGAAGCACCCAAAAAGAGAAGGAAAUGCAAAAUGACAGGUUUUAUUCUGAUGGUAUGUAAAGUGUUAGUUUGGAAAUACAGCUCAUCACUUUUCCGGUGUGGUAAAAGGGUAAAAAUUAGAAGCCAAUCAGAGGACUCUGACAUGGUCUCUACAUACAUUGAAGCAGAUCAUUUCUUUAAAGGUUUCAUUUACAACACGCCUCAAGUGGAAUAACAAAUAUGCUGAUUUUUUUUCAUUUACUGUUGGUGUUUGGAGAAAUGUGUUGUGCUAAUGAUUUAUUCUAUGAGACAAAGGCUGUGAAAGUUGGAGAUCAUGUGAAGUUAAACUGUUCACGCGGGUCUGCAGGAGAGCUUGUAUGGAUGAGAAUAGUUUCUGAUAAUCCUCCAGAAAAUCUAACUGAAAAUAAGACUCCUAAUGUUAAAGUGAAUCCAGAACCUGGAUCGCUUGAACUGAAAAUAGCAAAAGCACAGCUGAGCGAUACUGCACUUUACAUUUGUAUGAGGAAAAAAAAUGGACAUCUUCUGUCUUUUAAUGUGACAUACUUGAUAGUUGAAGAAACUGCUAAACCUGCUGUGACGGAAGCCCCUCCUUCUACUCCAUCUAUUCCUGUUUGCCCAGUAAACUCUUUGACUUUGCAAUGUACCAUUCUUCAUGACUCCCUGAAGAAUUCAUGUCUAUCCAAUGACAGUGUGUUGUGUUUCAACAAUAAAUCUAAUUAUUCGUACCUAAAUAAUACUAAAGAUAACAGAGUAAAUGAAAAUGCAAACAACUCUGAGGGGACAUCAGUAAACAAAUGUUUUCCCGGUGUUUUUAAAAACCUGACUUUUUCUGAUGGUCGGACAUAUUACUGUGCUGUUCCGAAACGUGCGGAGAAAACACCAGAGGAAACAUCACAAACUAACAGUGGAGUUGGCGGUUCAACUUCAAAGGAGGAUGAAACAGUUAGAAACUGUUUAACUGCUGCUUUGGUCAUCAGUCAAAUAGUUAUAGUUUUCCUGUUGUAUUUGGUGAAAAAGCUAAAGACAGAAUCAAACGAUUCCUCUGAUGGUCCUCAGCAAAUAUUAACAUCAGCCGGCGGUGAUCAGGAGAACCAGCAGGAAAAUGAAGACACGCUGGUUUAUGCAGCGCCAGUUUUUACUGGGAGAAAAACAAGGAAGACAAAAAAAAGAGUCAGACAAGACCAAAGUGAAGAAACUAUAUACUCAAGUGUCCAUGGACUUUAAAUCGUGAUGCAAAUUUGCAGCCACCUGAAAUAUGUGGGUAAAACUUUGAUUUGGUGGGUGGAAAAGAAGUUCACUUGGCCUUUUGGCAGGUGAGGCAUUGUUGAUGAUCUCUGACAGGGGGCUUGAACUCACAACCAUGACUAUUAACUGUCUACAUCCCCUCCACUUGGCUACCACAAACAUCCAUCCCAGAAUUGGAUCAAACAUUUAAAUCUGACUUUAUUGUGCAGAUUUAAUACUCAAAUACACAGCAGCUUGCAUGGAAUGUCUUCACUUAUGUGCUUUCAUUAAGAACUCAAGAUUGCUGCAUUCAGGACCGCUGGUAAUUUCUACCAUUUGCUCACACAGACCUCAGCUAACGCAAACACACACUCACUUAUUGCUACAUGUCUUUGUAACUCUUUGAAGUGACUAAGACUCACAACUACAACACACUGAUCUGUAAAAAAAACACACAAUGUUGCAAAACGUUGCACACAUUAAUGCAUGACAUUU